Hevea brasiliensis (rubber tree) is the source of this 1400-nucleotide messenger RNA. RefSeq names its product putative glucose-6-phosphate 1-epimerase. The coding region runs from base 233 to 1183 and encodes 316 amino acids. Gene Ontology annotation, molecular function: isomerase activity; carbohydrate binding. The transcript is spliced from 8 exons. Gene Ontology annotation, biological process: carbohydrate metabolic process. Lineage: Eukaryota; Viridiplantae; Streptophyta; Magnoliopsida; Malpighiales; Euphorbiaceae. The record is from RefSeq and is a predicted model, not a curated record.
AAUAUAUAUAAACCCUAAAAAACCAAAUCAGCACUGAGCUUCUGAAGUGGAAACAACAAAACAAAAUUGGAAACGAUGUCGAAAUUUCACGAACACAGUAAUAAAUAAUUAAUUAAAUCAUCAAAUUCAAACGCAGAUAGUGAUUUGCAUACUCUACACAGACACACUCAGAUUUGUAUGGUGAUUUUACUCAAUAGGAAGAAGAAGAAGCUUUGGCCGAGACACCCAACUUAUGGCUACGGGCAGCGAUAGGGUGGCAGUCGAGCUCUGUAAAGGCAUCAAUGGUCUCGACAAAGUUGUUCUCCGUGAGUCUCGUGGCAGUUCUGUUGAGGUAUACUUGUAUGGUGGUCAAGUAACAUCUUGGAAAAAUGACCAUGGCGAGGAGUUGCUUUUUGUUAGCAGUAAGGCUAUAUUUAAACCUCCAAAGGCAAUUCGUGGAGGCAUUCCAAUAUGCUUUCCUCAAUUUGGGAGUCAUGGUGGUCUUGAGCAGCAUGGCUUUGCGAGGAAUAGAGUUUGGAGCAUUGACACUGACCCGCCUCCUUUUCCAACUGUUUCUUCAAAUAAGGCCUUUAUUGAUUUGAUCUUUAAGCCCACUGAAGAAGAUAUGAAGAUCUGGCCUCACAGUUUUGAGUUCCGUUUGAGGGUGGCUUUGGGACCUGGUGGAGAUCUGAUGCUGACAUCACGCAUAAGGAAUACCAAUGCUGAUGGAAAGCCAUUUUCAUUCACAUUUGCAUACCACACUUACUUCUCUGUUUCAGACAUCAGUGAAGUUCGGGUUGAAGGCUUGGAAACGCUGGAUUAUCUUGACAACCUACAGAGCAAGGAGCGUUUUACCGAGCAAGGGGAUGCUAUAACUUUUGAAUCAGAAAUUGACAAGAUAUAUCUCAGCACUCCUACAAAGAUAGCAAUUCUGGAUCAUGAAAAAAAGAGAACAUUUGUUCUACGCAAGGAUGGACUGCCAGAUGCUGUGGUGUGGAAUCCAUGGGAUAGGAAGGCAAAGGCAAUGGCUGAUUUUGGAGAUGAUGAAUACAAGCACAUGUUGUGUGUGGAAGCCGCUGCAGUUGAAAAGCCUAUUACAUUAAAACCUGGGGAAGAAUGGAGAGGAAGACUUGAACUUUCUGCUGUUCCUUCCAGUUACUGUAGUGGCCAACUUGAUCCUCGGAAGGUUCUCCUGAGCAGCUGAGAGAGCACUAUUUUGGUCUAUAUUCUGUACUGUACAGCUACAUUGGCUGGAAGUUAAAAGUGCUCUACAUAUUUGGAUUGCAUAUUUCAGUAUUGGAAUUUCACUUCUUUGUUGAUGUUUUCAAGUAUGCUUUGCUUGAGAAUACGUUGUAAGGUUGAAUAUUGUAAUUUUUACACAACAAUAUUGUGAAAAGAAAUGGUUCCUUAUAUUCAUGGCA